AUGAGUUUAAAGGACGCUAAGGUUCUCAUCCUUAAUGCAGGAUAUAAUCAGCCUCCAAUGGCUAAGGGCAAGCUCAAUGAGGCCCUUGCCAAUGAUAUGGAGAAGUACCUCCAAGGAAAGGGCCAUGAGACUAAAAUUACACACAUGGAACAGGGAUACAAGGUUGAAGAGGAAGUUGCCAAAUUCAACUGGGCUGAUGUUAUCAUUGUCCAAACACCAACAUGGUGGCUUGGCCUUCCAGGUCCAGCCAAAACAUACAUUGACUCCGUCCUUAGCGCUUACAUGAUGAAUCCGGACAAGAAGGAUGGUAAGAAGGUUUCUGCUACAUUCGCAGCUACUGAAGAAACAAUGGUAGAUCCAAAAUCUGCCUAUCAAGGAUUAGGAGCUGAUCAAGUUUGGUGGACAUUAUACCAGAAUUUCUUCUUCUGUGGAAUUGGAAAGCUCCCAAUUGUUACAGUUAACAAUGUUCUUAACCCAAGCUUCAAAUUUGAUGAAGCUGUUUCCAAACUUCAUGCUCAUCUUGAUAAAGUUUUAGUAUAA
Molecule: messenger RNA, 540 nt
Organism: Trichomonas vaginalis G3
Lineage: Eukaryota; Parabasalia; Trichomonadida; Trichomonadidae
Product: flavodoxin-like fold
Exons: 1
Coding region: 1-540 (179 amino acids)
Source: RefSeq, a predicted model, not a curated record